AUGCUACCAAUGUGGCUGACAAAAUCGAGCACGGACUCUCUCAGUGCGGGGAUCUGUCGACCUGGAUCGCGGCAGAUUUCGGAUUAUACUGCGAUGACAAGCAAGUCAAGGGGUAGCAGUGGCUACUUUGAUGGACAGCGGAGGUUUGAGGCCCUUACUGAAGUUAGGCAAGAAGCAGAAGCAAUCACGUAUCAGUUCACACAGCAGUCUUCAAUGCAUGGUCUGCAAUACAUCGGAUCAUCUGUAAACCCUGCACUCCGAAGAUUAUUUUGGGCUUGCUGCUUCGUGGCUUCAGUGGCCUUCUUCCUCAACGCCGUCAUACCUAGACUGAGCGAUUACCUACGGAACCCCGUCCUCACCAAGAUCAGUAUUGAGCGAUCCCAUCCCAUGACCUUCCCGGCCGUCACCAUUUGUAAUUUCAAUCCUUACCGGAAGAGCAUCCUAGAAAGUAGACCACAAGUCGCCGCGAUAAUGCAAUCAGCGUACAAGUCGAGUUCAUCAGAGUAUAUUGGCUUAGAAGGAAUUAACCAAUCUGACCCACUUAUCAACGAAACUCUCCAUAACACCAUCAACCACGACAUAGUGGUCGAAGCGGCUCAUCCUCUCCUUCCAAUGAUCUGGGGCUGCAGAUGGGACGGGGAUGAUAUCCCCUCGUACGAUUUCUUCACUACAUCCUACACGGACUUCGGAAUAUGUUAUACCUUCAAUUCGAGGGAGUUUCAAGAGAAGAAUGAGAAACUGCAGACAAAUGCUACAGGGAGUAAUAGCGGGUUGCAUCUCAGGAUGACUGUAGAGCACUUGGAGUACUAUUUGCAGAAUCCAUUGUCAAAUUCUGCAGGAAUCAAGAUGAUGCUCCACGACGCGGACACUCUACCUUUGGUGAAGGAAUACGGCAUGGCAAUCACACCUGGCACUGAAAAUUUCAUGGGGAUUCGGCAGGUGAAGCACUCCUUUCUUCCUCCACCGGCUGAGAAUUCACACUGCCGAGACACUACAGGACCAGGAUUUAGAAACCCUUUGGCGUUUUAUCCAACGUAUUCAUAUUCUGCUUGUCGUUACGAAUGCUUAGCCAACUAUACCCUGGAGAAGUGUGGGUGCAGAGGUGCACUCAUGCCAGGGCCAGGGAAUUACUGCACGAUGUAUGAGUAUUUUGCUUGUGAGCUAACGAUGGAGAGUAAGUAA
This is a messenger RNA of Lineus longissimus, 1182 nucleotides long. Its product is annotated as acid-sensing ion channel 1-like. The transcript is spliced from 6 exons. Gene Ontology annotation, molecular function: ligand-gated sodium channel activity. The record is from RefSeq and is a predicted model, not a curated record. The coding region runs from base 1 to 1182 and encodes 393 amino acids. Lineage: Eukaryota; Metazoa; Nemertea; Pilidiophora; Heteronemertea; Lineidae. Gene Ontology annotation, cellular component: plasma membrane. Gene Ontology annotation, biological process: sodium ion transmembrane transport.